GCGGCGUUCCCGGCCAUGGUCUAUUUCUCUCCUGUUCGCCUCUCUCUAGCCCCCUCGGCCCUCUGUCUCUCACUUGUCCGCCGAGCGCGUCGCUGGUGGAUGAUCACUCUCAUCAUCUAUUUCUCUCUCCUGUUCAACUCGCUCCCUCUCUCUUGCCUUCCUUUUCUUGUGGCGACAAGGCGCCGCCCUUCACCGGCGACGAGCACCCACCAGGUUUGCCCGCCCUUCUAUUCCCUUCGUGCUGUGCGAAACGAAGCUCUCCAAAAACUAUUUUGCGAGUCUUCCCCUAGUUCAACCGGUGCUCUUCUCUGGAGCGAGAGCAGUAUGAAUUUGAGGUUUUCACCAAAGAAAAAAAAUUCUCCAUUUUUUGAAAGGGCAAAAGAUGGCUGCUGCACCUAAAAUUCUGCAUUUUGCUAGAACAAGCAUCUGAUGGAUGCAUUAUCUUCUCGCAAGAUCACAGAAAUCAAAAAUCAGUUUCCAGCUACACAGGACCCUCCUCUCCUCUCUCGGCCCCCCUCUUCUUCCUCCUCUUUGUACACAGCACGGUCGGUCCGGACUUGCCUUCAUCCCCGAGCUCCUUCCCUCACUGGUCUCCUCCCUUCUCUUCCCAAAUUCCAACCUCCCUUUCCUCUGUAGUUUCUAGUCUCCUCUGUCCCCGAGCUCCCUCGGCUGGGCCGACGCGGAAGGCCACACUUGGGCGACGCGAACCGAGCCGCCGUUGCCUCGGAGAAGUCCGAUGCAGCACGGAGAGCAGCCGGUGAAGGAUGAGGGCUCCUACUCCCUCUCCUGCAUCUGAGAGGUGAAGGCAACUAGCUGGAAUAAUUUGCUGAUCUCUCCUUUACUGUGUUUCCCUGUCCAGUAACAUGAAUCCGGCUGGAAUAAUCUAACAUCGAUUAGAAGAUGCAGCGAAUUUACAAACUUUGUACAAGUGUUUUGGUGCAAUUAUUUCCCGCGGUUUUUGGGAGGUUUUAGCCCCCUUCUCAUUGUUGUGUCACUUUUCCUUAGUCUGUUGUGAUCUUAUUCUUAGCAAGGAUUUCCCUCAGGGUGCACCCUGCAUGCAACUCCUGAAAAUCCGGUGGAUUUGGCACGGGCAUGUCGGCGGGGAGGGGCGAUCUAAACAUUCCUGGCAAUAGACCUCUGUUCCUGAAUGCUGGCCUACCCAACUUAGGCUGCCAAAAUCUUGCUCAUACAGCCGCAGCAGGCUACAGCAGCCCAAUCGUCUUGCCGGACUUACUCUCCACAUUCUCCACGUCUGUCCUGUCAAGUCCAAUGAGCAGCGCAACUGAACAGCACGGCAGCCCCUCUGUCCAGCCAUCCUGGAAUGUGCCUGCGGGGUGCACGCAGGUGCCUAUUAGUAUCGUAGUGUUCCAUAGUCGGCUGACAGGAAGGGGUUUGAGGCCGCAGUCGCCACCAUCUCGUAGUUCUAUGCCAGCCCCUGCUUUGCCUGAUGCUUCAGAGGGUGGAGCUUCUAUUCAGCUUGCUGGGAGUAAUUUCUUAUCACUUGGAAGAGCACCAAAUAUUGUUGCAGGUCAUAUGAUGAUGAAUCCUGCACAACUAGCCACUCCAGAUAAAUACAAUUCUGAGCAUCUUUGGGCAAAUGGUCUAUAUGAUGAAGCAUCCAAGACUGAAAAUGGAACAGAAGCUAGCCAACCGGAACCAUCAGCAGCAGCAAUUUUCUGUGAUAACCAUUAUGAUUUGGAACCAGCAGUUCCUGCAAACACCUUGGAAACACGAGUCCAGCAUCCUCACAGAUCAAUUGCCGUUCUUGCAGAAAGAACUGAUGAUGAUGACAUGCAUACUUACCAGCCUAUGCAAAAAAGGCCCAAGACACAAAUCAAUCAGAGUGAACAAACACCAUUGCCAACACCAGCUGUACCCAAGGAGAGAACACUAAAUCAAAUUGAGAUGCAGAUUGCAGGUGCUGAGAAAACUGAAAUCUUCAGGAAUGAGGAAACCCCAUCACAAAAAAUCAAGACUCGGAGGAAAAAACACAGACCAAAGGUAAUCAGAGAGAAUAAGUUAACCAAAGUGCAAAAAUCUGAUUCAACACCAGAUGGAAAAUCUCCGAAUCAGAAAGUUAAGAGAAGGUAUGUCCGGAAGAAAAGAAGUCUCAGCUCUCUCGAGAAGUGUUCAGAUCCUGCGAGUGAUCAAUCAAUCUCUAGAGGAACAGGAAUUGCAGCUAGAAGAUCUGCAUCAGUUCGAAGAAGCCUGCAAUUUGAACCUGAAGAACAAGGAGUGCUGGGAGGCGGUUCAUCAACGGCCAACUUGCACCACCAGAACUAUGAGAAACCCGUCCAUGCUCGAAGUUCAUUCUGCUCAGAAUCAGAAGUGCAGAUUGAACAUGGUCUACAAGUAGAUAUGGAAAAUUCACCGGGAGGAUUAGCUUUUGGCAUGAGUCUCAGACUGAACAAAUUGAUAGACGAGUACAUACAUUUGCCAGAGGUCACACCAAAACCUGCACAAGAAGUUUCAAACGCAAGUUCUGGAUCUUUAAGUACGGAACUAGCAAGGGGACAAGAAAAUGUUGGAAGAACUUGCAAACCUGAUGAUACAAGCAAGUCCAGUUUGUGUAAUGCAGAAAGGGUGGUAAAGACAGUAAUGGAAGGAAACAAAAUGAACCUGGAAUUGAACUAUUCUGAUGUAGAUGGUUUUCUUUCCUCAGCUAGGUCUAUGCAUGAACAGUCGAGUAGGUUAUCAGAAGUGGAGAACCAUAACGAUGGUGAAUCGCCCCUAACUGGCACACAGGAUUCUAUUAUUUUGAGAACUGCCUCUGAGAUGCUAGCAUUUUGCCAAGCUGGUGGGAUAAAAAAGAAGCGAUCGGCCCGAGUCCGCAGAAAUUCCUUCUAUUCUAUGAUGGAUCUCGAGAAUAAUACUUCACAAGCAUCAACAAGACCGCAACAGCCAUGCAUGGAGCCAUGCAUGGAUGAUGCUCUGUGUGAAAGUUCGUACAUUAAGUUUAUGACCAAAAAACGGUCAAUAAAAGCAAUACUGCACUAUUCCAGUUCCAUUCAUCCAAAUGAUGAGCUAAAAAAUAGGCUUUCAGCUGGAAGUAUUAUUUAUGGUGUAUCUAAUGGAUCCACCAAAGUAUCAGAAGAGACAUUUCCAAACUCAUCACCUCAGACCCUGGACAAUGAAAGAAUCAACUUUGAUACUCAUUGUGAUGUACCAGAAGGGAGCUCAGCAAAUACAUCAACAGGACAAUAUGUGGAUUACCUUCAAGGAGUUGCCUCAAAGCUGAAACAUCUUGAUUUGAACACUGAACAGGUGCACAUAACUGAGAUGCAUUUAUCUCGGAGCACACCUGCUGUCAUUUCUUUUGGAGGAACAGAUGGUCUAUCAAAUGCUCUUGUCCCAUAUGGUGGUGGGGUGAUGGUUCCAUAUGAGAGGCCCUUGCAGUUGGUCAAAAAGCAGCGGCCUCGGGCUAAGGUUGAGUUGGAUUUUGAGACAGCAAGAGUUUGGAAUCUUUUGAUGGGGAACACAAGUGAGCCUGAUGGAACUGAUGUUGAGAAGGAGAGAUGGUGGCAGCAAGAAAGAGAAAUUUUUCAAGGCCGUGCUAAUUCGUUUAUAGCACGCAUGCGACUUGUUCAAGGGGACAGGCGCUUUUCCCCUUGGAAAGGAUCUGUAGUUGACUCUGUAGUUGGAGUAUUCCUCACUCAGAAUGUAGCUGAUCAUCUUUCAAGCUCUGCCUAUAUGUCCCUUGCUGCAACUUUUCCAUCAAGGUCAGUCAACAGCAACUGGAAGGAUGAUGUUACCACCCAAAACAAUGAACAAACCAUCAGGACGAGUGAACUAGGAGAAAAAAGCGUAUUUGACCCUUUCUCCGAUGGUGCCAAACCUGAUAGAGGAGUGGGUUGUGAGGAUCUAUCAGUGACCUAUGAGAAAAUAUAUAUGGAGCCAAAGGACAAUACUAGGGCUAGUGAAUGGAGUGAAGGUGAAACUUAUUCCUUUGGUUACAAAUCAGCAAAUGGAAGUGUUUGCAAUCACCAAGGGACAGGAAUAGAACAUAAAGAGGUAGAAUUAACCGAGCCUAUAGAACUCAUCCAGCAGACGCAGAUCCAGAAGGAAACCUCAUCCUCUCAAAGUGUUUCUUUGGAAACUAUUCAAUCAAGAUUAUCUUUGGCUUCUGGGAUACCUAGAAAUUUUGUUGGUGGUAGUUCCUCCUAUCAGCAGCUCUUAAGAAAUUUUGACCGUGGAAGAUCAUUAAGAGGAAACGAUGCCACAACCAGUGAGAUUGAAUGCCAGAGACUCCGAAUGGCAGCAAUAAACGAUUAUGGAUUUGCUAAACUUGGGAUUCCUUCUAGUUCUGCUAUGCCAUUUAUCAUGACUGUUGAUGCUCAACAACCAAAUUUGAGAAAUGAGCCAAAUUUGUCUUCAGCAUCUUCCAACAGUCCUUCAGAUUCUGCAUCACCAAAAAUUAAAAAUGGUACGAGUUCUGUUUUCAUGCCUUUUGAUUCCUAUGGUGCAGAGUGUAGUGGUAAUAGGACAGCUGGCACCACUCUGAACUCCGCAAAAACAAGCACAGAGCUUCCAGGUGAAAUGACAGUGGAAACAACAAGAAGAGAAGAUGAAUAUACAUUGAAAUCUGGAUUUACUUCCUAUAAUGGAGUACCAGAUACAGCAGCACAAGCAUCAAGGCCAAAGAAAACAAGAACCACAAGUAAAAAGAAUACAGAGAAUUUUGACUGGGAUAAAUUACGAAGGCAGGCUUGUAGUGAAGACCACAUGAAAAAAAGAAGUUGUGAAAGACGAGACUCUGUAGAUUGGGAAGCAGUAAGGUGUGCAGAUGUGCAAAGAAUAUCCCACGCCAUUCGGGAAAGGGGAAUGAAUAAUAUUUUAGCAGAGCGAAUACAGAAUUUUCUGAAUCGUUUGGUUAGAGACCAUGGGAGCAUUGAUCUUGAGUGGCUCAGGGAUAUCCCCCCAGACUCUGCAAAGGAUUACCUGCUAAGUAUACGUGGACUGGGGCUUAAAAGUGUUGAAUGCGUUCGUCUUCUCACACUGCAUCAUCUUGCCUUCCCUGUUGACAUCAAUGUUGGUCGCAUAUGUGUAAGAUUGGGGUGGGUGCCCAUUCAACCCCUUCCUGAGUCUCUACAGUUACAUCUCUUGGAGCUAUAUCCUGUGUUGGAAACUAUACAAAAAUAUCUUUGGCCCCGCCUUUGCAAACUCGAUCAACAAACAUUGUAUGAGCUACAUUACCAGAUGAUUACCUUUGGGAAGGUCUUUUGUACCAAAAGCAAGCCAAAUUGCAAUGCAUGCCCAAUGAGGAGUGAGUGCAAGCAUUUUGCAAGUGCCUUUGCGAGUGCAAGGCUUGCACUUCCUGCUCCUCAGGAGAAAAGCUUAGUGGAGUCAACAAAUCAAUUUGCUUUCCAGAAUAGCAGCAUGUACACUAUGAAUUCGACUAAUCUGCCUCGCCUUGAGGGGAGUAUCCAUGCAAGGGACUUUCUUCCUAAGAACUCAGAGCCAAUAAUCGAGGAGCCUGCAAGUCCAAGAGAGGAAGAAUCCCCAGAAGCAAUGGAAAAUGAUAUUGAAGAUGUUUAUGAAGAUGGUGAAAUUCCAACAAUAAAGCUUAACAUGGAAGCUUUUGCACAUAACUUAGAAAAUUGCAUUAAAGAAAGCAAUAAGGAACUCCAGUCUGAUGAUAUUGCAAAAGCAUUGGUUGCUAUCAGCACUGAAGCAGCUUCAAUUCCUGUACCUAAACUAAAGAAUGUGCACAGGCUCCGAACAGAACACUAUGUAUACGAACUUCCAGAUUCACAUCCACUUGUACAACAGCUAAGACUUGAACGGCGGGAGCCUGAUGAUCCUACCCCAUACUUAUUGGCCAUAUGGACACCAGACGAAAUAAAUGAAAUAAGCAAGGUACCAAAACCAUGCUGCGACCCGCAAAUGGAAGGCAGAUUAUGCAAUAAUGAGAUGUGCCACAGUUGUACUGAUGAGCAAGAGAAUCAAUACCGAUAUGUGAGAGGCACAAUUUUGGUUCCUUGUCGAACAGCUAUGAGGGGUAGUUUCCCACUGAAUGGCACUUACUUUCAAGUCAACGAGGUAUUUGCUGACCACAGCUCUAGUCACAACCCUAUAUAUGUCGAAAGGGCGCAGCUAUGGAAUUUGCAAAGGCGCAUGGUCUUCUUCGGGACUUCAGUAUCUAGCAUAUUCAAAGGUCUAACAACAGAAGAAAUACAACAAUGCUUCUGGAGAGUUUUGCAGAAUGCAGAUCCUGUGAUGACCAGUAUUCUAAACCAUGGUGUGUGUGUGUGCGCGCGCGCGCUCAAUCACCGUUCACAGUGUCCCAAUAGCUAUAUGAGACUCACGAUUGCCACGUGGUGUCUAUUCAAUAAUGAAGAAAACAGUUCAUGGUGGCUAUAUGUUGAUGCAGGUGUUACUUUUCAAGAUAACCUGAGGAUAGUGGGGCCAUAUUUGAAUGACAGAAUGAUUAAGGCUAACGAACAAAAUUGCCAAUAUGAACGGAGAAACAGACUGAUGAAAAUUAGAAGUGGAAUUGAUGUGCACAUUUAUUCGUAAACUUACAUUUUAUGUGCAAAGAUUAUGGAUUUUAGUAGUUCUAGGCUUCAACUUAAUGACUUUCUGCGCAACCGAAAUGCA
Panicum virgatum (switchgrass) is the source of this 6597-nucleotide messenger RNA. RefSeq names its product protein ROS1C-like. NCBI's taxonomy places the organism in Eukaryota, Viridiplantae, Streptophyta, Magnoliopsida, Poales, Poaceae. Gene Ontology annotation, biological process: base-excision repair. The record is from RefSeq and is a predicted model, not a curated record. Bases 1093 to 6516 code for a protein of 1807 amino acids. The transcript has 19 exons. Gene Ontology annotation, molecular function: DNA N-glycosylase activity; 4 iron, 4 sulfur cluster binding; DNA demethylase activity.